Gekko japonicus is the source of this 654-nucleotide messenger RNA. RefSeq names its product complement component 1, q subcomponent, A chain (gene C1QA). Gene Ontology annotation, molecular function: protein binding. Bases 22 to 567 code for a protein of 181 amino acids. The record is from RefSeq and is a predicted model, not a curated record. The transcript has a single exon. Lineage: Eukaryota; Metazoa; Chordata; Lepidosauria; Squamata; Gekkonidae.
CCAUCGGGAAGAAGCACGGGGAUGCGGGGGCCCAAAGGCGAUCCUGGGGAGCCAGGUGUGCCGGGCAUUCCAGGGAACAAAGGCUACAGAGGUCCAGACGGGCCCCAGGGCCCUCCGGGGGAAGUGGGAGACCAGGGGCCGAAGGGCCAAGUCGGCAACGUCAUGCACCAAGCCAGAGCCGCCUUCUCGGCCUCCCGGCAGAGCCCGGAACCGAACGGCAACGUCGUGGUCUUUGACCACAUCAUCACCAAUCAGGACAACGGCUACAGCGGCCAGAGGGGCAUGUUCACCUGCAAGGACCCCGGUUACUAUUACUUCUCCUUCCAGGUGGUCUCCGCUGGCAACCUGUGCCUCAUCUUGGUGCACAAGGACACCAGAGUGGCCACCUUCUGUGACAACAACAGCGACAGCCUCCUGCAGGUCAACUCAGGCGGCAGCGUCCUGAAGCUGGCCGCAGGGGACACCGUCUGGCUGGAGAGCGACCCUGAAGCGGGGAACAAGGUUUAUGAAGGCACCGACGCAGACAGCGUGUUCAGCGGCUUCUUGCUCUUCCCGUCGUCAGUCUGAGGAGAAGGAGAUUAGGGGACGCGCCCCGGCCUCAGACAGUGGUCCCUGAUGUCCUCUCUGCAGCUCACUCUUCUAGCAAGGCUACAG